Messenger RNA from Penicillium maclennaniae, 240 nucleotides. RefSeq lists its product as uncharacterized. Lineage: Eukaryota; Fungi; Ascomycota; Eurotiomycetes; Eurotiales; Aspergillaceae. Bases 1 to 240 code for a protein of 79 amino acids. The transcript is spliced from 2 exons. The record is from RefSeq and is a predicted model, not a curated record.
AUGUCCGACAAGUCGAAUCCUAGUCAAGAGCACGAGGGUUUCUUUGAGAGAAUCCUUCAUCACCACAAGGGUACCAAGGCUACUGCCCACGGCAAGGAUCAGGAUGAUCAGCAUGAUAAGAUGGAUAGCCAGCAACCUCAGGGACAGAAGGAGGAGGAUGAGAUGGACAAGCUGAAGGACUAUCUGCACAAGGAUGAGCAGCUUGAGGAGGAAGGCCAUGAGUAUGGUGACUUGAUGUGA